AUGCCAGCAGUUGAAGCCUCUCCCGCUUACUACCUCCAAUGCGUCGGAACCCAAACCUUCCUCACCAUAAGCUCCGAUGGCAAAUGCACCGCGAACACUAAGGACAACAGCGACGCCCAGAAGUGGUACUUCGACGCGCGCGCCGGCGACGUCGCGAUCCACAACAAAGCGAGCGGGACCUACCUCUCCUUCCCCUCGCUCGCCUCCGGCCAGCGCAUGGCCUGCUCCGAACAGACGGCCUCGCCCAAGAUCUACCAGCUUGUGGCGCCCGGCGAGGCGUGCGAUCAGUACCAGUGCGUUAUCGCUGUGCAGGGCAAGGCCGACGUUGUGCUGGACGUGAGUGGGAGCGAUAAGAAGAGCGGUACUGCUGUAUUACUGUACAGCAAGCAUGGAGGGAAGAACCAAGUCUGGGCCGCUACUCUUGCCGAUCAGUGA
Peniophora sp. CBMAI 1063 is the source of this 435-nucleotide messenger RNA. NCBI's taxonomy places the organism in Eukaryota, Fungi, Basidiomycota, Agaricomycetes, Russulales, Peniophoraceae. The record is from the annotation of a GenBank genome assembly.